UUACUUCGAUUCUUUUAAUUAACAACACGUACUCCACAUAAUACAAUUAAAACACAAAAUAACUAGGGUCAGUCAAACUUAACUUUGACUUUGACUUUGACUUUGACAUUCGGAAACACAGGGUGUUACAGGUUGGGGUGUGACAAGCUGUUCUUGUAUUCGUGAGUCUUAUGUGCAUAUUUAAAUAUAGUCUAGCACAAACGAGAAAUCAAUAUACAAGAAAAAUGUGCAAUAAAUGGUUACAAACGACCUUAAUUAUCCAUGGAACUUGUUGCAAUGUAUUCUAAUAUACAGUGAGGAGAAUAUCUUUAACAAAUUAACAUACCUGUGCGGCUGUAGAGUGGGGGAGGAAAUGGAGCAGGUCUAGCACAGGGGAGGAGAUGGAGCAGGUCUCGGCGACAGAGGAGAUGGUCGGCGGCGGAGGAGAUGGUGGGGGAGGAGCAGGGCGGCGGCGGUUGAGAUAGUGGUGGAGGAGCUUGGUGCGGUGGGAGUAAUCUAGGGUUUGGAGUGUUUUGAUGGAGAAGUGCUUUGAAGAGGGCAGAAGAUAUAACCCACCUCUGCCCGACAAAGAGGUGGGGAAGAUGUUUUUUAAUGAAAACUCUUCUAAAAAACAAACAAGCUGCAAGCCCUUAUGUCUGCGCGUGGUCUGCGUGAAGAAGAGAAAAGAGGUUCUGAAGUGCUUUUUCUAAAAAACAAACACCCCCUUAAUAAAAAAGAGUUAGAUAACUCUUUUUUAUAAAUGUUAUAAGUUGCUAGAUUAGUUUAUUAUUCUUUCUUAUAUAAAUAACAAACAUUGUAUUUAUUCCUGAUUGAGAAAUACAAAUUUUCCUUAGAUAAUGAAGGUUUUUUUUUAUUGUUUUCAUUUCAAUUUUCAGUUUCUUUUUUGUUACAUGGUAUCAGAGCGUACCAUGUACUUUGAUUUGUGAGAUAUAUAUAUAUAUGUAGGAUAAUGCUCUAUAAGAAACCCCAUUAUUUUAGAAAACUUAGCAAACUAUACUUGUGGCUUACAUUUAGCCACGUUGCACACAUACCCUUACUCUUACUUUUUGCAACAAGGUUAUAUUAGUAAUUUAACUUAACCACCAAGAUAUUUCCCCAAUAUGAAUUGAUAUGUUCAUUUAUUGCCCAUCAAAUCGUAUGUACCAUUCACCCUCCCCCAUAUUUCUUUUUCAAUAUUUCCUUUAUAUCUUCUUCAACAUUCAAUAGAAAAACCCCAUUUCAUAUUAUACUCCAAAUUAGCAAGUAACUCCAUUAAUAUCCAUGGAGACAAAUCCACCAACCUCCGAGUUAAUGUCGCCGGUCCAUAGUUUCCCCAACAGGUUCUUUAGCAGCGACUUCCAUAAUGAUGAGAUUCUCCAUGAAAGCAGAGGCCCUCGCUCGAAGAUAAAACAGAAUGAAAAGCACAACCGGCGGACCACGAGAGGUCAUUUUUUACGUAGGAAUAGCCUAGAGGGAAUCGAAUACUCGACUUAGACACAGGGGAUAGCCGGACGAGGGGACCUACGAUUGAAAUUCUGUUAAGGAAAUGGCCAGACCAUAUGUCAAUGGCGGCAUGCUCCAGGUUUGUCUACUUAUGUAACUUAACUCUUCUCGAUGUUCUGUUUUUUUUUUGUCUUUUACAACUUUUUAAUCGAAUAAUCCAACUAUACUGCAUGGCAAUGUUCACCUGUUCCAUUCGAAGCUUCUGUAUACACUUAUAUGCCUGUUGAUUGUUCGCGAUCAUCUGAAGUCCCUGUUAGAUCACCGGAUGUUGUGAUCUCCAACAAGUUCAUGAACAGCGCUUUUCAUGAUGACGAGGUUAUGGAUAAUGAGCAAGGUUUGUUUUUCUAUACACUGGUUUUGGACUUUUCUUCCCCAGAUAUGGCAUAGUUCAAACAUAUUCCAUAAUGUUCACAUGUAGCAUCCUAAGAUUCCCCUAUGCAGUUCAUGGCUGGUGCUGGUUCUGGAUCAUCUCAUGGUCCUUCUCUGUUUGCUGAAUCAUCACGCGGCCCGUUAGACGGUUGUAUAUAUUACAUGGGAGCCCACUUUAUUCUCGUAUCACAGAUUUCUAACCUUUUGUCAUGCCAUAUACCAGAUUCCUAACCUUUUUCGUUUUCUGAUGCAGGGCCAUCGAAUCCAUACUUCGUUUUUGAUACCCCUCAGGGAACCCGCUACUGGAUUCCUAACAUCGCUGAUAAGUUCAUACCAGUGUGUGGGAAAUCUUAUCCAACUUUUGAGGAUGUUCUUUCCAUGUAUGAACUUUAUGCGUUUGAAGCAGGUUUUUCUGUAAAAAAAAGGGCAAACUAAAGUCUGGAAUGGAAUUCCCACACACAAGUAUCUUCGAUGCUCAAAAUAUGGAAAACCACAACCCAAGAGGACUUUUGACACCCUAGAUGAAUCUUCUCUAAAGCCCCGGAGGACCAACUUCACAUGGUGUGACUGUAAGGCAAGCAUUCUAGUCUCAAUCUCGAAUGAUUCAUACACAGUUCUGAGUUUCAAUGAUAUUCAUAAUCAUGAACUUGUUGAGAGUUACAACCGUGAUCUUAGCAAGAUAUCACGGAAGCUGUCAUUCUCCACCAAACAAUUCAUUCACAAUAUGAGUCUAAACCGUAUCGGACCCAUGAGAGCUUAUAGAUGUCUUGUAGCUUUAAAAGGAGGGCAUCACAAUGUCAAUGGGACUCCGGUGGAUUUUAAAAACUUUAGCCACCAGUUGCGAAUUUUUAUUGGUGAACGCGACGCACAAGUUUUCCUCGAACGCCUGCGUGAGCGCUUUGACAACCUACCCAACUUCUAUUUUGAUUACACUGUAUCAAAUGGAAAGUUGUCUUCUGUAUUCUGGGCUGAUGAGAUUUCAAAGCUAAACUACAAAGCUUUUGGCGAUGUCCUCACCUUUGACGCAACUUACAGCACUAACAGGUACAAGAUGGUUUUUGUGCCAUUCACGGGUGUGGAUCAUCAUUUCCAAUGUGUUACAUUUGGAGCGGGUUUGAUAUCAACCGAGUCCAUUGAAUCUUAUGUGUGGUUGCUUAAGGCUUUCUUGAAGGCACACGGUACUCAACCAACUCUCGUGCUGAGUGAUCAAGACCCAUCCAUGCUUCAAGCUGUUCCUAUGGUCUUUACCGAAUCACGACACCGUCUAUACAUGUGGCAUAUAAUGAAAAAACUACCCUCCAAGAUCUCUGCGGACGUUCUCGAUAAUACUGAUCUUCGGUCCUGCAUUCACCGGUUGGUUUGGAAUGUUUAUAUCAAACCUGAAACGUUUGAGUCCCGCUGGAAUGACCUCCUACAAACAUUUGGACUUCAAGACCACAGCUGGUUGAACGACAUGUACAACAUCAAACAUCUUUGGGUACCAGCGUACUUCAGGGAACUGCCCAUGUGUUGCUUAAUGAAGACCACUUCACGCUGCGAAAGCUCUAACGCUGCCUUCAAGGUCAACUCAACAAGCGCAAACACCCUUGUACAAUUUAUGAUGUGCUUUGAAAAUAGGGUAGACAGCCAACGAUAUCGGCAACGUGUAUCGGAGUACAAAACCUCAUCCACGGUGUUCACGGGCAAUACUGAUUUAGCGAUAGAACAGCACGCGUUCGUCAUUUACACAAACGCUGUUUUCGCGCAAGUUCAAAAGGAGAUAAUUAAAGGGAAGUUUUUAUGCUACAUCACAAACCAAACCGAGUCCAGCAAUUCCAGUCUUUUGAUAGACGCCACUCAUUUGGAUAAAAGGAACAACAUCACAAACGUCUAUCAGGUUACGUAUAACACUGUAGACCAAUCCGCCAGUUGCUCAUGCAGGAAUUUCACACGUAUCGGAUAUCUGUGUCGCCAUGUCUUUUGCGUCUAUCGAUUGAAAAAUGUUGAAAGGAUUCCACCCCAAUACAUAAACGAUAUGUGGCGCCGAGAUGCCCUCCCCAAACAGGUUUUUUCAAUUUCCAGCCGAUACGGAGUCAACCCACACGCACCGUCCGUUAUGCGGAAUGAAAUCCUCGACCUCGUUACUGAAUGCGUUGAUGUGGCCAGAACCGAUGAGGAUUCGUUGGCAAAAUUGGUUGACCAACUCAGGGAUUUCAAGAUCAAUGUGCUUUCCAAGCAACCAUUGUGUACAAUUCAAAAUGAAUCAAACGAGUGUGAAAUGGAAGAAAUAGUUGGGCAACCAAUCAACAUUCCAGUCGAAGUUGCAAAUCCAGAAGUUGCACACAAUAAAGGAUGUGGUACUCAUACUCGCAUUUCCGGGCCCGGUGAGAAGGCAAAGGCAAAACCACCAAAACGUCCAAAGCAGCUUCGUUUAUGCAAGCGUUGUGGUCUGUAUGUCGACGACCACGACUCACGCAACUGCGUUAAGGUGGCUGCAAUGAAAGCAGCAAAGGCAGCUGCUGAACAACAAAGGCAGACCGCCCCUGGUGCCUCACCCUCUGAUUAAAAUCUUUAUUUUCGUUUUCUAGUACUAUGUAAUGGGAGACUCUCUUCAUUUUGGCCUUCUUACACACAUGUAACAGUCUUUUAACAUCCUCCUGCUCUUUUCUGUUACGUGUGUAAGAAGGUGGAACUAUUUUGAUCCCAUUUAUCAUAAAUAGUCUUGUAAGAAACUCUAUGGCCUUGGCCACUUUUGUGUUUGUAGCCCUACUUUUUUGUGGACCUCUGUUUGCUAUUAAUGGGCUUAUCUUAAUAUUAUAUGCAUUGAUAAUUGUGUUUUUGGUUUAUAUUUUGUACCAUAGCAUAAAAACAGAUGCUUAACACAUGUUAGCCCCCAUAAUUUGUUUUUUUUUAACUGGAAAGGAUCAAAACAAACUGUGUUAACCACACCAAUAGCUUAUAUAUUAAGACACAUCAGGUUAUAGAAUUAAACUUCACAUCUAGCCAACUUAACCACA
Helianthus annuus (common sunflower) is the source of this 4847-nucleotide messenger RNA. RefSeq names its product protein FAR1-RELATED SEQUENCE 5. Gene Ontology annotation, molecular function: zinc ion binding. Gene Ontology annotation, biological process: regulation of DNA-templated transcription. The record is from RefSeq and is a predicted model, not a curated record. The coding region runs from base 2576 to 4396 and encodes 606 amino acids. The transcript is spliced from 4 exons. NCBI's taxonomy places the organism in Eukaryota, Viridiplantae, Streptophyta, Magnoliopsida, Asterales, Asteraceae.